Molecule: messenger RNA, 3501 nt
Organism: Arachis stenosperma
Lineage: Eukaryota; Viridiplantae; Streptophyta; Magnoliopsida; Fabales; Fabaceae
Product: FT-interacting protein 1
Exons: 1
Coding region: 43-3303 (1086 amino acids)
Source: RefSeq, a predicted model, not a curated record
GCUUAACUGUGGCAGAGACACUGGGAAGAAUUGAAAAAGGAUAUGAAGCUGGUUGUGGAGGUCAUAGAUGCUCAUGAUCUUAUGCCAAAAGACGGCGAAGGAUCAGCAAGUCCAUUCGUCGAAGUAGACUUCGAAAACCAACUAAGCAGAACAAGAACUGUCCCAAAGAACCUCAACCCAACUUGGAACCACAAGCUGUUGUUCCAGUUUGAUUCAACCAAACCUUACCAUCACCAAUCCAUUGAAGUCUCCGUGUACCACGAGAGGCGACCGGUUCCUGGCCGGAGCUUCCUCGGUCGAGUGAGAAUUCCUUGCUCCAAUCUUGUCAAGGAAGGUGAGGAAGUUUAUCAAACUUACCCUCUUGAAAAGAAGUGGUUUUUCUCUCCUGUGAAAGGUGAAAUUGGCCUUAAAGUUUAUAUUGCAUCACAUUCCAAACCCAAAAUCAGUCCUUCCAUUUUGAUUUCAGAACUUGAAAAACUCUCACCUCACACUCCUCUGCCUCAAGCACCACAAUCCAACACUAAAAAUCUUUCUCCUACUCAUUUUCAUAGUAGUCUUCCCUCAAUAACUACAGAAGAUACAGUCCUUACUGAAGAAACUUCAGAAUCUGAACCCAAAGAAGUUACUACAUCAUUUGACACUUCAGAACAAGUCACCGAAGAAUCAGGGAUAGUAAACAAAGAAGCUGGAACAAAUCUCGCUGCUCGAAUUCAGUGUAGUGGCAGUGAUACUGAUCUAGCGCCAAAGCAAGAGAAGAGAGAACCUGUCCCUGAGAGAGCCCAACAGCUACACAGACACCAAGUUCACCAGCAACCAAUGAUUUCAAUUAAGAGACGGCAGCGAGGCACGCCGGCCGCGGCCGCUAUGCAAUCUGUUAAUUUUCCUCAACAAGUCCACCGCAGUAGCCAUGACCAUCCUAGUACUCUUGGCAACGUUCCUAGUAGUCUUGACCAUCACGGCAGCCUGGAUGAUGAGGACUACAAUGUGAAGGACACCAACUUGCAGCUGGGCGAGCGGUGGCCUAAUGGUGGAAGAGGGUGGAUGAGUGGCGGCGAAAGGUUCUCGAGCACCUAUGACCUUGUUGAGCAGAUGUUCUAUCUUUAUGUCCGAGUAGUGAAAGCCAAAGAUCUUCCACCAGGCACUCUCACUUCAAGUUGUGAUCCUUAUGUGGAGGUGAAGCUUGGUAACUACAAAGGGAGAACAAAGCACAUUGAGAAGAAAUUGAACCCUGAGUGGAACCAAGUCUUCGCUUUCUCAAAAGACCGCAUUCAAUCUUCGAUUCUUGAGGUCUUUGUGAAAGAUAAAGACAUGGUCGGAAGAGAUGACUAUCUUGGAAGGGUGAUCUUUGACCUCAAUGAGGUUCCAACCAGAGUUCCACCAGAUAGUCCUUUGGCACCUCAGUGGUACAGACUCGAAGACCGGCGAGGAGAUGGGAAGGUAAGGGGUGAUAUUAUGCUUGCAGUGUGGAUGGGAACUCAAGCAGAUGAAGCUUUCUCAGAUGCUUGGCAUGCUGAUGCUGCCUCUGUGUACGGCGAAGGCGUUUUCAACAUUAGAUCAAAGGUUUAUGUGUCUCCAAAACUGUGGUAUCUGAGAGUCAACGCUAUUGAAGCUCAAGAUGUGAUACCUAGUGACCGAAAUCGCCUACCGGAGCUUUUUGUCAAAGGACAGGUUGGCAACCAAGUUUUGAGGACAAGGAUAUGUCCAACUAGAACAACAACGCCGGUUUGGAAUGAAGAUUUGGUUUUCGUGGCGGCCGAACCAUUUGAGGAGCAACUAACAAUAACUGUGGAGGAUCAUUUGCACCCUACAAAAGAUGAGGUACUUGGGAAGAUAACCUUGCCAAUGACCCUCUUCGAGAAGCGGCUAGAUCACCGGCCGGUUCAUUCCCGUUGGUUCAAUCUGGAGAAGUAUGGUUUCGGAAUGCUAGAAGCUGAUAGGAGGAAGGAAUUGAAAUUUUCAAGCAGGAUUCACCUCAGAAUUUGCCUUGAAGGUGGAUACCAUGUGAUGGAUGAGUCCACCAUGUACAUGAGUGAUCAAAGACCAACUGCAAGGCAGCUGUGGAAGCAGCCGAUUGGGAUACUUGAAGUAGGCAUCUUAGGAGCACAGGGGCUUCUCCCAAUGAAGAUGAAGGAUAGCCGCGGCAGCACAGAUGCCUAUUGCGUCGCCAAGUACAGCCAGAAAUGGGUCAGAACAAGAACAAUUCUUGACACUUUCAGUCCAAAGUGGAACGAGCAAUACACAUGGGAAGUUUAUGAUCCUUGUACUGUCAUAACUUUGGGGGUUUUCGAUAACUGCCAUCUAGGCAGCAAUGCGGCGGCACGUGAUUCCCGAAUUGGAAAGGUCAGGAUCAGGCUCUCAACAUUGGAAGCUAACAGAAUCUACACUCAUUCUUAUCCUCUCCUUGUUCUGCACCCGCAUGGUAUCAAGAAGAUGGGUGAGCUUCAGCUAGCAGUGAGGUUCACCACACUCUCACUAGCUAACAUUUUUCACAUUUAUGGCCAACCGUUGCUUCCAAAGAUGCAUUACUUGCAUCCUUUCACUGUCAACCAAGUAGACAAUUUACGCUACCAAGCUAUGAACAUUGUGGCGACGAGACUAGGAAGAGCUGAACCUCCUCUCAGGAAGGAGGUAGUUGAGUACAUGUUGGAUGUUGAUUCUCAUAUGUGGAGCAUGAGGAGAAGCAAGGCGAAUUUCUUCCGAAUCAUGUCGCUUUUCUCCGGAAUGAUCACAAUGGGUCAAUGGUUCAAUCAAGUUUGUCACUGGAAGAAUCCCAUCUCAUCAGUCCUUGUUCACAUCCUUUUCCUGAUACUAAUUUGGUAUCCCGAAUUGAUGCUCCCAACGUUAUUCCUAUACAUGUUCUUCAUAGGCCUAUGGAACUAUAGGUUCCGGCCUAGGAACCCGCCUCACAUGGACACUAAACUUUCCUGGGCGGAGGCCGUUCACCCGGACGAACUCGACGAGGAGUUCGAUACAUUCCCAACUUCAAGAUCUCAUGAUGUUGUGAGGAUGAGGUAUGACAGGCUAAGAAGUGUUGCAGGUAGGAUUCAAACAGUUGUUGGAGACAUUGCUACACAAGGUGAGAGAUUCCAGUCUCUGCUGAGUUGGAGGGACACAAGAGCAACUAGCCUCUUUAUAGUGUUCAGCUUCUGUUCGGCGGUGGUUCUCUAUGCAACGCCACCGAGAGUGGUGGCUCUGGUGACCGGCUUGUAUUACCUUCGCCAUCCGAGGUUUCGCAGCAAGCUUCCUUCGGUUCCAAGCAAUUUCUUCAAGAGGCUACCAGCUCGAACAGAUAGCAUGCUUUGAUAAUUAUUAGUUUUCAGUAUGAUGAGUUUUAUGUAUUUAUUGUUUUUCUUUUCUGUAUUUUUACUUCUUCAUAGUUCAUAGUAUAUGUUCUGUUUAAGUUCCAUCAUCUCGAGACACCAAAAGAAGUUCUAUCAUCUCAGAAAGUGCCUUUGCUCAUAUAUAGCACCAUGUAAAGAUUGUACCUAUAUGGAUUUACCA